CAACAACAAAAACCAAACCAUGGAUGAAGUUGGCGCUGGCAGCGCUGCGGCGUCGGCCACAAAGAAGAGCGGCACCACCCUCUCCGUGGAUCGAGCCGCAUUCCUCUUGCUGCGCGUGAAAAAGGCAUUCAAGAAGAAGCGGCAACAGCGCAAGGAGCGACAAGCACAGCAAAGCGCAGGAGGAGGCGGUGGUGUGGGGAGCAGCGGGGCACAAUCGCGCAGCGGCAGCCGCAAAUUGCCGCCGCCAUUGUUGCGUUCCCGAACGCUGCCAGCCAUCAUUGUCCCAGGACUUCCGCUGGUCUCGCUGCACACGGAUAAGCACACAUUUCAUUUAGAUGAGCGCCUGUUGGGCUGUAAAAGUCGCAGUGGCAGCGCCAGUGGCCAUCGGUGGUCCCUGCUGACACGAGGAAGUGGCGGUGGUGGCGGUGGUGGCAGUGGUGCUGGUGUUGGUGGUAGUGGUUCUGGUUCUGGCCACAACAACAACAAUAGCAAUUUAACAAACAACAACAACAACACAUUGAUGGUGAAAUCAUUGAAUUUACCCAAAGAUGAUUCGUCGCUGAUUUACCGCCGAAAAUCGUCAGGCAGCUCGCCGCACGCACAUGCGGCACAUGCUGCUGUAAUGCAACAUCAAUAUCAGCAACAUGUUGCAGAUAGCUCACUGUUUCAUCUAUCCGACGACUUUGAGUGCCAUGCGGAUGGCUCGCUGCUACUCAGGAUACCCGCACCGCACGGGCUCGCCUCCUCGCCAUCGUCGCGUGGCUAUCAUCCUUGCCGCCUGGCGGCGAAAAAACGUGCCACGGCAUGCUCGGAGGCAACGACGCCACUGUCAAGGGACCAUCAGCAUCCGCACCAGCAUCUGCACGACUUUGCAAUGGCCGAUGCUGGUGGCAGUGGCAGUGGCAGUGGCAGCAGCAGCAGCGCCUCGGGAGCACAGACGACCUUCACGCGUCUGGCCAAAUUGCUGCAUCAAUCAAGCGCCAUUACAGCCAGAUCCAAUCUGCAACCCAGUGUCUAUAUGGAGGCGCCUCAGGGCGAAGAGGCGCCUCGCCGUCUAUCCUGGGAAAGGCGCAAGGAUAGCAGCGCUCUGCAGCGUUCGGCCAGCAUUGACUCCUUCGCGGAGAUAGUGUUUAGUGAGCUGCCACGCCCCUCGCUGGAUAUACCACGCACCGCCGCCACAGCAGCGCCGACACCCUUCAGCAAACGUCCCUCGGCGAGCAGCCUGUACUCGACGUGCAGCAGCAUUGCGGCAGCAACGGCUGCCUCGGCACAGGUGCACGCCCAGCUGAAUGUCAAUUAUGGCGACCUAACGGCACAUUCUCAUCCAGGCAGCGGCGGCAGCGGUGGCGGCGGCGGCAAUGGGAGCAUGAGUGCCGGCAGCAGUCGCCGGGAGAGCAUGCUGAGUCCGUCGUCAACGCGACGCAACAAGCUGACCAGAAUCAUUAAUACUCUCUUUUCGGCCGUCGAACAGGGACAUCUGGACAAGGCACGCACCAUACUCGAAUCCACCGAUGUGGACGUCAAUAGCAUCAAUACGGAUGGGCUCUCAGCUUUGGAUGUGGCCGUGUUGAGCAACAAUCGCUCCAUGACAAAAAUGCUGCUGCAGCAUGGCGCCCUGGAGGGAUCACAGUUUUCCGUUGAUAGUAUUGGCACCAAGCUGAACGGCCUGCUCAAAGAUGCCGAGUCACGCAUCCACGAUCUCAGCGGACAGGAGGGACUAUGUGCGCCCGUCUUCACAUCGCGGCCCUCCAUAUCCAGCAUCAUAAUUGGCAAUACGGGCUCAUCGGUGACUGGUUGCACGGGCAACGAGGUGGACAAGCAGAUUGGCAUCUGGGAGCGUCGUGUCAAGGGGCUGCGACGCAUGCUCCUUGGCUGGGAUCAGGCGCGACCACCAGAUGCGCCCGCCUCCGUUGUGGUCGAUGUCACCGGCGACAAUUCCAUCAGCUUGCAAAUACUCGAACCCUUCGAGGGCGCCAUUGGCACAAAAUUUAAAGUUCAAUGGUCAACACGCGCGGACUUUAACAAUGUGGUCGGCGAGCGGGAGCUGCUCGAGUGGAUUAGUUUCCAUGGCACCAUGGGUGCCCAGUGUCACAUUGCUGGCCUCACCCAGGGACGACGCUACUUCCUACGCGCCGCCUGUGGCAAUGUCAAGGGCUGGGGCGGCUAUCGCAAUUCAGUGCCCGCCAGCGUUGUGCCCUCAACUUGGCGUGACUUGGAUAAUCGCGAGGAUCGUUUCUCUGGCCGGCAGUGUAUACUGGACAAUCUGUUUACCGCUGUGCGUUUGGCUCGACCUGCAGAUGUUUCGGAGCUGACACUGGAUCCGGGCAACGUGCAGCGACGCAAUCCCAAGAAGAAGACCACCAUCAAGCAGCUAUUCUCGGUCACCUCCAAGUUCCAGAAGACGCUGCGACGCGGCAUUUACUUCUCGUGCAUUGUGCACUGCGAUGACAAGGUGCUGGUGACCAGCGAGGACUUUCCGCCCGUCAUCGAGAUCGAUGAAUCGUAUCCGAGUGCUUUGCACAUGGACUACUAUUGGCUGAUGAAAGUGGCCUGUACGUGGGACGAUGUCAAAUCGUUGCGCUCGGAUAUGGAGAGGAAUUUAACAUCGCCGGUGCACUUUCGUACCAAGCUGCUGUCGGCUGUCUGCCAGAUGCAAUCGGCACUGGGCAUCAGUGAUCUCGGCCAGCUGUAUUAUAAACCGUUGCGGGAUGCCCAGGGCACUGUGGUGCUGACCUGCAUUCAAUCGGUGAAGAGCCAGAAGGCUGUCUCCAUACUCAACUCACGCUGGCUGCCAGUCAGCAAGCUGCAAAAGAAGCUGGGCACACUGCACGAGGAUUGCAACAUGAACGAGCUGCUCAUCUCGAGCAUUGGCGAUCAGUUGCAUUAUCAGCAGGCGGCGCUGCAACGUCUGGAGCCCGGUCUGUAUUUGGGAUACCUCAAGAUGCAGUGCUCGAUGGAUCAGAUCCAGGUGGUUGUGCCGGUGAAGACGCCCAAUGUGCUGCCCCACUGCAAGGUGCGCGAGAAUAGUCACAUUACCGCCGAGGAGUGGCAGGUGCUGCAUCAGGCCCGCUACGCCGCCGAUCCACUGCGUCUUCCUCUCGAUUUUAAUACAGCCGGCGAUGGCAAUGGGAAUAGGUCAACGACGGAGGUGCAACGACUCUUCCUAUACGAUCUCAGUACGGCGAUGCACAAGCUGCUUGCUGCCAUGAGCAUUAAGUCCACAGAUGCGGCCACACAUCGCCUCUAUGACGUGGAGGUCAUCGAGCACAGUCGCGACAUUAGCUUCCUCAUUGUCUGUCCAUCCGUGGAAUCCUCGUGCGCCGUGCCCGGCCAGUCGGAGUUGCUGCUGCAGCGUGACGAUCUCGCCAGCCUGAGCAUCCAGGCCUUCGAGAUGAUCCAUCUGCGCACCUACCAGCCGGCCAUUGUGCACAAGUAUGCGCGGCUCUCCUGCAUCCUGGAGUUAGACACGGCGCUGGCGACGCACUCGCAUCGUGAGGCCUUCUCCAGCAGUGAGCUGCAGGCGGCCAAGGAGCGUCUGGCCACGCUACAGGAUCUGAGCACGAACCUGACGCUGGUAUGGAAGAGCGUCCGCUGGCUGAUGGAUGUGGUGGCCUAUGCCCGCAAUAAGAACGCCCAGCCAGCUCUGCCCAUGCGCGAAAUUCUCGAGUUUGCCCAGCUGCGUCACGAGGAGUCCACUCAGCAGCUGCUGCAGCUGCCGUUGCGCGACAGCAAGUUUAGUAAAUCGGGCCGUGGCAGCUGGCCGGGACCAGGUGCCAAUGAGGAUAAGAGCAGGCACGGCAAACCGGAGCAUUCCAAGUCCGAAACGAAUCUGGGACAUGGUGUCGUGACUCCAAGCUUAGCGCAGCCAUCGCCGCUGGAUGCAGGUGAUAAACAGCUACCACAACAACAAGACCAACAGGAGCAACAACAACAGCAGCAGCUGCAGCAGCAGCAGCAACAACAGUUGCUCCACGUGGCUGGCAGCGAGUAUGCCGGCUCCACUUGCUCGGAUGUCUCGCUGCGCAAGAAUAGCGGCGAUUCUGUCAGCUCCGCUUACACCGCACGCAGUUUCUACUCCGUCGCUGAUUCGGCUUCAGAUGGCAGCAGUAGUGUGUUCGCUCUGCCACCCUCCCGCUCCGAUGAUACGUUGGCGGAUGCACUGCGUCAUUCACAGGCGGCGACGGUGCAGCGUAAGCGCACUGUCUCCCACAUUGGCUCGAUACCCACGCCGCUGAUCACCGUGCAUAGCUCCAGCUCUGUGCCGUAUCUGGCCGGCUCCAGUGUGUCGCUGAGAACGGGCAGCGGUGCCUUUGCCACCGAUCUGGAGCACAAGCCACUCAAACCAGCUGCGGAGUAUAAGGUGAAGGCGGCAUCCAGUGCCAAUCUUCGCGAGGGUGGACUCUAUCUGAAGAGCUCUCUGUCGGCUCUCCAGCCGGAGCUGAAGCCACUGGGCAGCGAACCGGUCGCGAGCACCUCGAAGGCAUCCUCAACGAAGAGUCUGGCGCAUCAGAGCAGCGAGGAGGACACCGCCAGCUGUUCCAGCCUCAAUGCAGAGCAGAGCGCCACCGGCACCGUCACUGGUGCCGGCAUCAUUCAAGUGUAUACCGCUUACAACACGGGUUUGGCCAGCGGCACCAGUCUCAAGUUGCACGUGACGCCCAAGACGACGGCGCGCGAGGUGAUCAAUCUUGUGGUGAAGCAACUGAACAUGGCUGCCGUGCUGAAGGGCAGCAAAGGACCCAUCUACAGUGCCGAUAUGCUGGACAACUUUUGCCUCGUCGCCGUCAUUGGCGCCCGAGAGCGUUGUCUGCGCGACGACUUUAAGCCGCUCCAGCUGCAGAGUCCCUGGAAGAAGGGUCGCCUCUAUGUGCGACAGAAGCACGAGCUUCUGGCUGCCAUCGAGCACUCCAAUCGCAAAUCACAUCUGAUUUAAGCUACAACUUGAGAAUAGGCUUGUGUACAGUAGUCGCUCGAAAAUGAGAACACUUCUGAAUUCUGAGAAAUUCCUCAUAAAAGAUACGAUUUAUAAUAAUUUCAAAAUAUUAUUCGAAUUCCGAAAUUACUUAUUCCUACUUUGCUUUCCUAUAAUGUAGUAAAUUAAACGAUAUCUGCUCGAAAAAUCGAAAUUUGAAAUUCAAAAAUUCGAUUUCAAUAAGAAACAGAUUUGGCAUUUAUAAUUAGUAGCGACUACUGUGCAUGAAAUAUUCUUGCAACAACAAGUUUCCGUUACUCCCCUACACACACACACACACACACAAAUAUUGUUGGCUUCUUGAUUUGGUUCUUGCUUUAUGGGACUCUUCGCGGUUCCCAGCCAAGUUUGACGACCAAUUCCCCAAAUUAGACUGAAUUACUUACAUAUGUAUGUUAAAAAUAUGAUGGAAAGAUAAUGAUAUGAAAUCGCAAUGAAAUGGUAUUAUAUUUUGAAUAGUUUUUACUUUAUAUACAAACACACACACGCAGACA
Molecule: messenger RNA, 5466 nt
Organism: Drosophila grimshawi
Lineage: Eukaryota; Metazoa; Arthropoda; Insecta; Diptera; Drosophilidae
Gene: wake
Exons: 12
Coding region: 20-4933 (1637 amino acids)
Biological process (GO): regulation of establishment of bipolar cell polarity; signal transduction; establishment of mitotic spindle orientation
Cellular component (GO): spindle
Molecular function (GO): protein binding
Source: RefSeq, a predicted model, not a curated record